UUAUUCUACACACGCUCAUGUACAUUAUUGCAAUUAUCUUGUAGUGCUGUGUAGUGCGUGCUUUAGUUGGUUAAUGAAUACUAAAGGACUAUGUUUAAAAUGUUUGAUGUUUCUAGGUGCCCUAUCUACCCUAUACAUUUUCAUCGAGGUUAAUGAAACCGUUGAUCAAUAUGAGAAACCGAAAAUACCAGUUGACAGUACUAUCGAAACAUCCACUUUCAUCAACGGCGAGGAGCGAGCUAGACUAGUAAAAGAGAGAUGUGAACAGUACUCAGAGCUGACAACAUGCCUCUACCCCAGUAGAGGGGUUGUUAAACGCAUGUUACCUGUUGUCCACAAGAAGUUCGCACUUUGUGUCAUGGGCAAAACAGGUUCCUCCAACUGGAGAACUCUGAUAUUACAGAUGAAAGGAGUUAUCACAGAGGAGGGGGCUAGGAACAUGACGUACCCCCAUGGUAAGGAGUACUGGGUGGAUAAAGGGACUGUGUAUUUUUACAAGGGGAGGGAGAGACGUAAGAUGAUAAGGACGAUAAGGAAUGAGUAUUAUAAGGUCACGUUCGUAAGGGAUCCCCUGUCACGGCUGCUCUCAGCUUACAGAGACAAGUUCACGGGAAGUUCACAAGAGCACUCCUUCAAAGUUUACAGAACAAGACGCGCAUUAGAAAUGUGCACGUGUCUUGAGGAGCUGCUCUUGGUUAGACCUGAUGGAGAUCUGGUCCCAGAUGAGAUAUACUCGUACAUGUUGGAGGAAGUGAAGCAGCAUUGUAAUGGUGGUGGUGAGCAAAUCGUGUCCCUUGGGAUAUUCUUCUUGAUUAUAAUAUUCAUGCCACAAGAUUUCAAGGGUGAUGCACUGAAAGAUCUGACGGUAAACACGCAUUUCAGUGAUAUGCUGAGUAUGUGUGAUCAUUGCAGGAUUGACUAUGACUUCAUAGGUACUGUCGAAACAAUGAACACUGACUUUGAGUUUCUUAAAAAUAAACUAGGAAUAGAGUACGAUCUGCCUCAAAUAGCAAGUACCCAACAAGGUGUGAUGAGUAAGGGCGGGGUGCAGGAAAUGUGGCUGAACCUCCCGGAGUUAUUAAAACAAUUUGUCUACUUGCACUUGGGUAAUGACGCAAGAGCGUUUGGGUACUCUGGUUAUGAUGUUGAUAUGAGCAAGAGCUUGCUUCCUAAUCAUUAUGAAAGACGUACUAAAUGUGAUGAACAAAGUUUUUAAUCGAAAUUGUUAGCUAGUUUUAUUGUGAUGCUUAAUAUAUUUUUGUAUACCGUAAUAUAGCUUGAAAUCUGAUUCACGAAUCAGUAGA
Messenger RNA from Bolinopsis microptera, 1304 nucleotides. Its product is annotated as carbohydrate sulfotransferase 9-like. The coding region runs from base 74 to 1216 and encodes 380 amino acids. The record is from RefSeq and is a predicted model, not a curated record. Gene Ontology annotation, cellular component: membrane. The transcript is spliced from 2 exons. Gene Ontology annotation, biological process: carbohydrate biosynthetic process. Lineage: Eukaryota; Metazoa; Ctenophora; Tentaculata; Lobata; Bolinopsidae. Gene Ontology annotation, molecular function: sulfotransferase activity.